UCCACGCCCCGAGAAACUUUUCGCUGUUUUUUGAACCCUCUGAGAGAGACCCACAAAGGAAAGCGGAGGGAGGGGCUGUUUUGUGUCCGUUUGGGCGCUGCCAUGGCUGUAAAGGCGACCGGGUCCGGGGCGCUGGGCAGCUGCCGUUGCUCGGGUCCGUCUCGCGCCGUCCGGCGGUUGAGUGCCUGCCGCUGAGGAGAUUUCCCACACACACACACCCGCACCGCGCAAGGAUGGCGGAGCCCCCAGAGCCGGACGCCGAGGUGGGGGUCCUGCGGGAAAAGGUGGCGGCUCUGGAGGCGGAGUUGGAGGCCUGUCGCAGCCGCCUGGAGCGAGAGAAGAAGCUGCGCCUCAAAGCCCAGGCCAGCGCCUCCAAGCUACGGAGAGAGGCUGAAGUUCUCAGUAAGGAGAGCAGUGGUAGAAAAAGAAGUGAGAAGGCAACAUCCAGUAUAGAAGUGCAAACUGAAGACUGUGAUGCAUGGUCACAUGCAGAUUAUUACUAUUAUAGCUAUUAUAACAGUACUGAGCCUCAGCCUGAUUCAUCUAGAGUGCCAGUAGAGCCAAAUAGUGAUAAUGAAGGCUCAAACUCUAAUUGUACGGAGCAGUUACCGUCUUCAGAUGUUAACAGCACAAGAAACAAUGAACAUGAGAUGCAGGAUAAUGUAAUCCAUGAUGUGCAGGAAUCAGAAGACACUUUAUUAGCAGAAGGUACGUUAGCAGAAAGUUUGAGGGCUGCGGCAGAAGCUGCUGUUUCACAAACAGGAUUUAUAUAUGAUGAAGGCACUGGAUUAUAUUAUGAUCACAGCACCGGAUUUUAUUAUAACUCGGAAACCCAACUUUAUUAUGAUCCAACCACUGGAAUUUAUUAUUACUGUGAUGUUGAAAGUGGCCGCUAUCAAUUCCAUUCACGAGUUGAUCUACAGUCUUACGGAACUUUAGCUGCACAACAGAGCAAAGACAAAAAGAGCAAAAAAAAGAGAAGAGAUGCUGAGUGCCCUAAGGCAAAUGAACACAAGGAUACAGAUGAGCAAAAAUCAUCCAGCACUCUGAAUUGUCUUUCCACUUCUAAUGAACUAAGUUCUCCAGAAGAAGAAGAAUUUCCAAAUCUGAAAAAGGCUAAAGUGGACAAUGGUACAAGAAACAGCCUAGCAUCCAAAGAACCAAGUACCACAAAUGGCACCAGUUUAAGUUUUACCAAGAAGGUCAAACAGUGCACUGGUUUUCUUAUGGAUGAUAGUAAAACAGAGUCGGAGAGUGAGCCAGAAGAAGGGGAAAUUACGGAUUCUGGACAGGAGGAUUAUAGUAGUGAAGAUGAAGUAACAAGUGAAGAAAGUGUAAAUUCAGAAGAAACAGACAGUGAAGAUGGAGACCAGAUCUGGCCACCUUGUAUUAGAGUGAUUGUAAUUAGAUCACCAGUUCUGCAGAUGGGAUCUCUGUAUAUCAUCACAGCUGUCAAGCCUGCCACUAUUGGAAGAGAGAAGGGUAUGGAACACACUCUACAGAUUCCAGAAGUUGGGAUUAGUAAGUUUCAUGCAGAAGUAUACUUCGAUCACGAAUUGCAGAAUUAUGUUCUCGUGGAUCAAGGCAGUCAGAAUGGUACUGUGAUUAAUGGAAAUCAAAUACUGCAGCCUAAAGCAAAAAGUGAUCCUUAUGUUCUGGAACAUGGUGAUGAAGUCAAGAUUGGAGAAACUGUACUGUCGUUUCACAUACACCCUGGCAGUGAAACCUGUGAUGGAUGUGAACCAGGGCAAGUCAGAGCCCAUCUUCGCCUUGAUAAGAAAAAUGAAUCUUCCAUUGGCCCUGCACUGACAAAAGAGGAGAAGGAGUUAAAUAGAAGAAAAGCACUAAAACAAAUACGUGUAAAAUAUGGUUUGCAGAAUGCAGACUAUGAAAAUGAUAAUGUGGUGAAAAAUCCCAAGUACAAAGACAGAGCAGGAAAGCGCCGUGAGAUGGUUGGAAGUGAAGGAACCUUUCAUAGGGAUGAUGCUCCAGCUUCUGUACAUGUUGAAAUUAGUGAUAGCAACAGAGGGGGAAUGAAAGAUCCGAUUACACUACAACUGCAUAGAAAGCACGCAGGCCUGGGUGCAAGUACUCCCAUCUCAGUGGAAAAUGCUCAGAUUGUCAACACAAAGAACAAGAGGAACUGGGAAAAGGCAAGAGAGAGGUUUGCUGAAAAUUUCCAGGACCCUAAAACACAGGAAAAUGUAUCAAAAAACCUGCCUUGGGUUAGAGAAACUGUGGAAUGAAAUUGUUCGUUUUAUAUUACUAACAUGCUAAAGUGACUGGAGUUUGUUUUUUAUGGUACAAUGGGAGUUGGAUUAUACCCAGCAUAUUUCAAGUCUGCUGAACAGGCUGACUGAUUGAAAUUGUUUCGUUUACAUGCAUUUCUUUUUGUAAAAAACACUUUUAAACAGAAGGCAUGCAUAACUUAAAAUGGCCCACGUCUUGACUGAGGGGAUUUUGAGAUGAUAUUUUGAAAUAAUUUUAGAGUCAGUUUUUGUUCUGUGGCUUUUCUUUAUCCAGCAGGUCAGUGAGCUUGAAAUAUUAUACGAACUGAUGCAAAAAAAUUGUUGUGUACGUGUGGGAAUACUAUUAGCAAGAGAAGCAUCACUGGAUGAAAUAUUGCUAAGCCUCCUUUAAUUCCUAUUAAUGAUUGCCAAUAUUUUCUAACAAUUCAUUAGACAACAUCCUAUUUUAAAUGGAAUACCAAUUUAUUUUUGUGAAGAUCAGUUGGCAGUAAGGAAUUACUCUCUUCCAUGAAGAACUUUAGUGUUGCAUAUGAAGCUUGUAGCACACAUUUGAACUAGCAUGUUCAGAAACUGCUGUGAUAUUCAAAGCUGUUGUGCACGCUAAGAAUUAUGUGAUACUGCCAUCUCACUUCAGAAUCCUAUGGCUGAAUGGUCCUUAAGCUCACAUUUUCUUUCUGUAGGAAGCUGGCAUGUAAGAAUUCUAGCCUAAUCUUUGCCAUUAGUGCUAAUACUCUGUGCUUGGGGAAAGCAGCAUUCAGUCAUGGGAUCCCCGUAUUUUGGUGAUAAACUCCAGAUGUGUACCAUGUGCUGAUUCUUAAGGUGUAGCAGCCUUAAGUGGGUUAAAUAGUUUGUUAAUUUAGAAUUAUUUAUCAACCUCUUGGGACCGUUCUGUAUCCAUUGCUGGCAAUGGAGUGUAACACAAGAA
Gekko japonicus is the source of this 3174-nucleotide messenger RNA. RefSeq names its product angiogenic factor with G-patch and FHA domains 1 (gene AGGF1). The record is from RefSeq and is a predicted model, not a curated record. Bases 234 to 2246 code for a protein of 670 amino acids. NCBI's taxonomy places the organism in Eukaryota, Metazoa, Chordata, Lepidosauria, Squamata, Gekkonidae. Gene Ontology annotation, molecular function: protein binding. The transcript is spliced from 15 exons.